Molecule: messenger RNA, 1959 nt
Organism: Syngnathus typhle (broad-nosed pipefish)
Lineage: Eukaryota; Metazoa; Chordata; Actinopteri; Syngnathiformes; Syngnathidae
Exons: 12
Coding region: 46-1779 (577 amino acids)
Source: RefSeq, a predicted model, not a curated record
GGGGGUCAUUCUUCUACUCACAGCAGAGCACGAUUGACAAGGUGCAUGUGUGAUGUCACUGCAAGAGGAAAUGAAAGCCCUUUCUCCUCAGUGCUCAUGCAGACUUGGAGUGCAGACAUGAGUCGUGCGCUUGUAUGUGUGCUGAUGGCCGCUUGGAGCCUCGGAAGCAACGGCCAGACGGUGCACCAGCCGACACGGGACGUGCAAACAGUGGAGGGUGAAACUGUGACGCUGGAAUGUAGGUAUGACAGUUUGGCGAGCAACGACUACAUCUUCUGGUACAAACAAGAAGCAAACGCAGCGCCCGAGUUCAUCCUGAGCCAAUUGAAGCUCGGUCAAGGCAAGACGGAGGAAAAGUACGCAAAGAGGUUUCACUGUAGAGUGAACGCCAGUACCUCACAAGCUCCUCUGCAUAUCGACAAUGUGAAGCCCAGCGACUCUGGAGUUUUCUACUGCGCCCUACAGCCCACGCUGACACAUCCACUGACGUGCCUGUACAAAAACACCUGCACCCGCCUUUUUUCACAAGUUACAGUAAAUGGGUCACAGUGUAGCAGAGCUACAAUUCAGCGUGAUGACAUACUAAAAACUCAGUGUGAGGAUGAUAUUUUUGUUGUGAACCAACAGGCCUUACAAUUUACUUUUAUAGAACCUUCUGACCUGAAGAAUGGGAGUUGUAUCAUCUGCUGCCGUGCCUCGUGUCAUCACAUGGACAAGGAGAAGGACAUCCAGUCAACAUCCAGUCAACAUAAAGUCAAUGGGACGGGAAACUUGAAAUUAGUUUUCGGAAGAGGAACCAGAGUGACUGUGGAGGCUCGGAAGGAAUUUAAGCCAUCCUUCUACAAAAUGGAGGCGCGCAAUCUGAGUGCAUGUCUUGCCACCGGCUUCAGCCAACACAAGGCCACAGCGAAGGCGGGAAAAGGAUACAUGUUCAAGGGGUCUCGUCCCGUGCGAAUAUCGGACGAUUCGCUUUAUAACCAGCUGGCGCUGCUAUCCCAUAACGACACGUGCGAGGAAGGUGACAGCGGACCAGGGCGGUGCCCGGAUGCGUUGGGUCCAGACAAAACAGUGAAUUUCCUCUCCAUUGCUGUCCUCGCCCUACGCCUCGUCUUCGCCAAGACACUCGCCAUCAACGGUGUCAUGACACUGCGCCUGUGCUUUGGCUCACUGGAGUCGCCAUGCCAUCGGCUUCCUCCUGUUUUGGAUAUUGCUUUUGAGUGGAACCUCCAACAAAGUUGUAUAGAGCUGCGUGCUUUUGUGUAUCUUCAAGUGCUAUGCCACCUAAAAAAAAUAAGGUCAGAGGCAGUGGGCGUUGCCAAUGAGGUUGGAGGUUUGUGUCACAGCGUGUGUUGCUGUGCGGAUGCUGCCGUGGGCUUCAAGGUUGUCUUCGGUGGCGGAACCAGAGUGAUUGUGGAAAGGAGGAAGGAAUUUAAGCCCUCCUUCUACAAAAUGGAGUCGCGCAAUCUGAGUGCCUGUCUUGCCACCGGCUUCAGCCGGCACAACGCCAUGGCAAAGGCGGGAAAAGGAUACAUGUUCGAGCAGUCUCGUCCCGUGCGAAUAUCGUACGAUUCGCUUUAUAACCAGGUAGCGCUGCUAUCCCACAACGACACAUGCGAGGAAGGUGACACCGGACCAGGGCGGUGCCAGGAUGCGUGGGGUCCCGACAAGACGGUGAACCUCCUCUCCCUCAUCGUCCUCGCCCUGCGCCUCGUCUUUGCCAAGAUGCUCGCCAUCAACGGUGUCAUGACGCUGCGCCUGUGCUUUAGCGCACCCAAGUAGCAAGUGUCAAAACGCUAACCAUCUUCUUAUCCUCAGAUGCCUUUGUUUGUAUGUAUUUGCUUGUGGUUGAACUUGAAUGCCUUAUCAUCUAAGUCAUAAAUCGAUAAAGGCGUUCAUGCGACAACAACUUCAUAUAAACGUCCUGUUUUUUAUAGCAAACUGGGACAAAGUAUGGAUAGA